Molecule: messenger RNA, 395 nt
Organism: Suillus paluster
Lineage: Eukaryota; Fungi; Basidiomycota; Agaricomycetes; Boletales; Suillaceae
Exons: 4
Coding region: 1-357 (118 amino acids)
Source: RefSeq, a predicted model, not a curated record
AUGACGCGAGCGUUCGAGCUCAUUCAAGAUUGGGUGGGCAUGCAUGGUUUAGCACGCAAAGAUUGUUUCAAUCCCAAGGGCCGCUCAGUGCCUCCGGAGUGGUUCGUUCGUCAUAUCAAUCCAGACGACGGACCAGAAGACAUUGAAACAGUUCACAUUUGGUCGGGCAUUCACCGCGUUGAUGGACAACGAGCCGAGAAUAUUGGAGUUGAAACCGUUCGUGUGCUUGUUGUGUGCUUGGACGAAGAAGACGUUCAAGAGCGUCUUACGCAGGAAAAGACGGACUUCAUGUCAGUGGAUGAAAAAGUGAGAAACGGUCGGACUGUAUUAGACGGAACGACAUUGCGCGCAACUUAGCCCUGAGUAAGCUAUACCACCGUGACGAAUUGGCGAAG